Molecule: messenger RNA, 684 nt
Organism: Ambispora leptoticha
Lineage: Eukaryota; Fungi; Glomeromycota; Glomeromycetes; Archaeosporales; Ambisporaceae
Source: the annotation of a GenBank genome assembly
AUGCCAGAUUGGAAAAAUCUUUUAGGCAUUGACAAAAAGCACGAAAAAAAACCGAAUAAAGAUACUUUCGAUAAUAUUACUCACGAAAAUACACCACCUCCUAAAAAGACCAAUAAUAACAAUGAAGGUGGUAACCUUGUGACCGUAGUGAAAACGAUAACAACAACAGAUGCAAAUGGAAACAAGACUACAAAAACAAUCACUUAUACGACAACAGAACCAGUUGAUUCGUUUGAACCCGAGACGAUUACAUUCGAACAUCCACCUUUGGAAGAUGGUGUUUCAAUUGAAAAUUUACUCGAUCAAGAACUCAAACAUCAUCCUCAUAAUGAAGAUGAUAAAGAAAAUAUUUUACCCGUUGUUGAAACUCAUCCGAAACACCAUAAUCAUGAAGAGAAAUCCAAAAUUUCACAAAUCGUGACAAAGGAUUUUGUGGAACAUUAUAACGCAGCUGAGCAUGACUAUUCAAAAGUUGAUCACCAUGCACGAACUACUCCAAGCUCAAAAACGAAGGACGUUCCGACAUUAUCUCAUCAUCUCACUUCACCAUUUAAAGAAACAGAUGAGAAAUUACGUGCUAUAUUCACUUGGAUCGCUGAAAAUAUUGUUUAUGAUGUCGAUGCAUUAUUCUCUGGAAAUAUUCAUCACAUGGACGCAACCCAAGUAUUACAUAAACGACUGGCG